AUGGCCUUUGUCCCUGCACCUGGUUACCUGCCCACCUACAACCCGACUCUGCCCUACAACAAACCCAUCCCAGGGGGCCUCAGUCCAGGCAUGUCCAUUUACAUCCAAGGAAUGGCCAAUGAGAACAUGAAGAGAUUCUUUGUGAACUUCGUGGUGGGACAGGCCCCGGAGUCGGACAUCGCCUUCCACUUCAAUCCCCGCUUUGAUGGCUGGGACAAGGUGGUCUUCAACACACUGCAGGGUGGCCACUGGGGCAAAGAGGAGAAGAAAAGGAGCAUGCCCUUUUCUAAGGGUUCCAACUUUGAGCUGGUGUUCAUGGUCCACGCAGAGCACUACAAGGUGGUGGUAAACGGAAAUCCCUUCUAUGAGUUUGAGCAUCGGAUCCCCGUACAGAUGGUCACCCACCUGCAAAUAGAUGGGGAUCUGGAGCUACAAUCCAUCAACUUCAUUGGAGGUCAACCUGCCCCAAAUCAGGGACCCAUGGUUACCCCAGCAUACCCAGGUCCUGGGCAGUGCCAUACACCACCAAACAGCCUGCCUACGAUGGAGGGACCCCCAGUCUUCAACCCGCCUGUGCCAUUUGUGGGAAGACUGCAAGGGGGACUUACAGCUCGAAAAACCGUCAUCAUCAGGGGCUCUGUACCCUUCUCAGCCAAGAGCUUUGCCAUCAACUUCAAGGUGGGCUUCUCAGGAGACGUCGCCUUACACAUUAACCCCCGCCUGAACCAGGGUGUGGUGGUUCGGAAUAGCCAGUUAAAUGGCUCGUGGGGAUCUGAGGAGAGGACAUUAUCCAGCAACCCAUUUGGUCCUGGACAGUUCUUUGAUUUAUCCAUUCGCUGUGGCAUGGAUCGCUUCAAGAUCUAUGCCAAUGGCCAGCAUCUCUUUGACUACUCCCAUCGCUUCAAGGCCUUCCAGAAGGUGGACAUGUUGGAGAUCACGGGUGAUGUCACCUUGUCCUAUGUCCAGAUCUGA
Molecule: messenger RNA, 972 nt
Organism: Chrysochloris asiatica (Cape golden mole)
Lineage: Eukaryota; Metazoa; Chordata; Mammalia; Afrosoricida; Chrysochloridae
Gene: LGALS4
Product: lectin, galactoside-binding, soluble, 4
Exons: 10
Coding region: 1-972 (323 amino acids)
Molecular function (GO): carbohydrate binding
Source: RefSeq, a predicted model, not a curated record